Podospora pseudocomata is the source of this 504-nucleotide messenger RNA. RefSeq lists its product as uncharacterized. Lineage: Eukaryota; Fungi; Ascomycota; Sordariomycetes; Sordariales; Podosporaceae. The transcript has a single exon. The record is from RefSeq and is a predicted model, not a curated record. Bases 1 to 504 code for a protein of 167 amino acids.
AUGGCAACAACCCCCAACCUUCACCAAACCCUCCAUCUCACCCUCAAAACCUUCCUCCUCGGCCCCAUCGAAGCAACAACGCAGAAAAACCCCUCCCUCCUCUCUUCCGUCCUCUCCCCCGACUGCCUCCGCUACAUCGCCCCCGCAUCUUUCCUCGCUAGCAUAGGCGCACCGCCAGACGUUGCCUUUGACGUGGCGACAUGGGAGGCUCAAUACACGAGUGAAUCCCGGUUCAUCGGGACCAAAUCGGUAGAUAUCACGCAUUUGGUUGUCGACGCAGAGACAAUGACUGGGGCCGCGAGGACGGUGUACGUUGACAAUUUGCACCUGGCGAAUGGGGAGAACGAGGAGGUAAAGCUGGAUGUCUCGUGGUUUGUGAAGUUUAAUGAGAACGGGGAGAAUAUUACGGAGGUGACGGGGAUUUUGGAUGGGUUGGUUUUUGUGGAGGUGCAUAGGAGGAUUCGGGAGUUGAAGGAGGAGGGCAAGGGUAAGGCUGGUGCCUAG